AAAUCUUCAAGUUUCUAAAUGUAGUGUAGUAGUAAAAUCUAGUAUAGAACCUAAACAAUUGAAAGAUUGGCUUAAUAAAAAAGAACAACUUUUAUUAACAAAAUCACAUAUUAAAAAACUUUCUACUGAAAAAGCUAAAGUUUUGUCUAGAAAAUUACAAUAUACUACAAUAUAUUCUAAUAUAUUAAAAUGCAAAUGGAGUAAUAAAUGUUUAAUUGGAAAUAUAUAUGAAACACCCUUAACUUUUGAUAUGCCUAACAAUAUGACAGUAGAAAAAACAAGUUCUAGAACAGUUAGCAUAUGUACUACAAGGCACAAAAAAUCAAAUUUUACUGUGGUACUUUCUUGUAUGGCAGAUGAUUCAUUUUGUAGUUAUUUAACAGAUUCUGUAAAAAAUAGAUUUGAUGAAAAAAAUACAAAUUUGGCUGUUAUUCCUGGUGGUUUGACAAGUAAAUUACAACUACUUGAU
This is a messenger RNA of Diversispora eburnea, 469 nucleotides long. NCBI's taxonomy places the organism in Eukaryota, Fungi, Glomeromycota, Glomeromycetes, Diversisporales, Diversisporaceae. The record is from the annotation of a GenBank genome assembly.